Messenger RNA from Paracoccidioides brasiliensis Pb18, 888 nucleotides. RefSeq lists its product as uncharacterized. The transcript is spliced from 2 exons. The record is from RefSeq and is a predicted model, not a curated record. The coding region runs from base 1 to 888 and encodes 295 amino acids.
AUGAAUAUAUGGAGGUCAAUACUUAUAUUUCUAGGGUUCAAAAAGUCCUAUAAUUUUAUACUCUUCUUCAUCUUUGCCGGCGGCCUGCUUGGCUUUACUCUUGCGCGUCUACAAUUUCUCGACAUUGGCGGACGUUAUGUCAACGGCACCGGUCCUGGAGAGUGGUUCUAUCAAGAUGCCGGUUUCAGACGUGUCGGCAUCACCCUUCAUCUAGGCACCAUCCUCCCCUGCGGAAUCCUCGUGAUAUUUCAGUUCAUUCCCUCGAUUCGAUAUCGAGUAAUACUCUUCCACCGCAUCAACGGAUACAUCAUCAUCACGUUGUUCCUCAUUUCCAACGCUGGAGCAUUAAUGAUCACCCGCCAUGCCUUUGGCGGCGGCGUGGAGAUACAAUUGGCCAUAGGCCUUCUGGUUCUAAUGAGCACUGUCAGCGUCGGCAUAGCCUACUACAACAUCCGCCGACUGCAGAUCGAGCAGCAUCGUGACCAUCCGCCCCUUGCUCGAAAUCAUCACGCGAACUGCCUCGCAUAUCCGAUGUGUUCACCUCCUCCAAACGGUUCAGAGCCGCUCCCAGGCUACAAGCCCGUAGCGAUCGUCCAUCCAGAUAAAAAUAUCAGGGACCCAGCCAGGAUUGGGGCAAAUCUCCACGUCUCAUUUGGAUUGGCAGUGUGGCUUGCGAUGGCCAUGCACAUUAUCGGAGUGGAGAUUUACCUGCAGUUGACGCCGCGGGAGAACCAACGGUUGCGCAUGGUGAGCUAUAAACGACAAAAGGAGGCUGGGUAUGAGAAUCCUGGGAGCGCUGGUCUUGUUGUACAGAAGAUUGGCGAUGCGGAACUUUGGCUUCCGUCGGUUGAAAUAGACCAGACAGAGCUAACUGAGGUGUUAAAGUGA